Molecule: messenger RNA, 1081 nt
Organism: Cynoglossus semilaevis (tongue sole)
Lineage: Eukaryota; Metazoa; Chordata; Actinopteri; Pleuronectiformes; Cynoglossidae
Gene: mrps26
Product: mitochondrial ribosomal protein S26
Exons: 4
Coding region: 152-775 (207 amino acids)
Cellular component (GO): mitochondrial small ribosomal subunit
Source: RefSeq, a predicted model, not a curated record
AGAGGGAAACAAAAUGGCAGCCUCGGUCUGUUGAAAACGUUCCCGAGUCAAAGUUAUAUCGUAUCGUUAUAAAACGGCAUGAGGUUGUAAUAAGCGACACAGAGUCCUCGUUUAAAUAGUCUCCCCUCGUAUAUUUAGUUCCAUCAUCGUCAUGUUCCCGGUCAUCACCCGCAGGACCGUCGGGGCUGUCCGGCUCCUCAUUCCCAGGUGCACCGUGCUCGUGGAGAGUGUCCGCGGCCGAAAGUCUCGGAACGACCCGGUAGCCAAGUCCAAGGUGGGACGAAUUAAAGUCCCUCCUCCGGUAGACCCUGUAGAGAUGGUGGUGUUGAAGGAGAGAUACACGGAGUACAAGUUGAUUAUGAACGCGCUGCGUAUGGAGUUCAGAGAGGAGGUGCUGCGUAAAAAGUAUGAGGAGGAGGUUGGGUCUCAGGCAGAGGAGAGGGCCAAGCAGGAGGCUGAGGAGCAUCGUGCUCUAAUGGAAUUCAACAACCAGGAGAAGGUGCGUAUAUUGAAAUUAAGAAUUUCCAGGUUCCAGAAGGAGAAGGUAGAAGCUGAACAGAAGAUGUUGGCGGAGAGUCUGAAGCAAGAGCAAGAAUUACAAGAAUCCAUAAAAGAGAGCGAGAUGGUGAUUUUACAGCUGCAGGAGGAUGUAAAGAACUUCAUCACUCUGGAGAAUGUGGAUCAACGUAUAGAAGAAGCUUUGGACAAUCCAAAGAAUUACAAUUUUGCCAUCAACAAAGAAGGCAAAGUCAUCAAACAGACGGUGCUGCAGUGAAGCAACAGAAGAGUGUGCGUAUCUGGAUCAACAGAAAGACUGAUGGCACUUCUCAGACAGAUGGUGAAAAACUUUUGGUAUGGGACAGUUGCCAGUACUGCAAAUAAUUGACACACAAUAUCUGGAUUUGUCCACACGUAGAGAAGAUACAGUUAAUAGAAAACCAGUGUGAAGUCAAACUUAAUGAUCACAUGUCCAUGCCCUUUUUUAUCUUUGUUCCUGUACUGUCAACAUAUUAUGUUUCAUUAUCAACUCUGUCUGCCCUGAUUUGUUAUGUACAUGUACAAGUAAAUUAAUGUUUAUUCA